Messenger RNA from Peniophora sp. CBMAI 1063, 1053 nucleotides. NCBI's taxonomy places the organism in Eukaryota, Fungi, Basidiomycota, Agaricomycetes, Russulales, Peniophoraceae. The record is from the annotation of a GenBank genome assembly.
AUGGCGAACGGUCCAGUAGAAGAUGAGCUCCCCGAGGUCGAGCGCCCGCCCUCACCGCCGCCUCACACGACCUUCGCAUCACGCGGCCUUCAUGCACCGAACUUUGCACUCUUCCGACCUCGCGACAUGAGGAUCACCAACGCGAACGGGAUGACGCAUGUAGACUGGUCGUGCGAUGGGAAGAAGCUAGCUGCUGUGGGCGUAGACAAGCUUGUGCGAAUAUGGCAGCCGGAGAAGAGCAUGGACUCACGACAGAAUCAAAUAUUAUCGGGUGGACAUACAGAGGAGAUUGACUACUGCUCGUGGAAUCCCACGCACCCCGAAUUGCUUUGUACUGCCUCUGGAAGGGAUCGGCGUAUAGUCUUUUGGGAUGCGCGGCAAACGCGGCCAACCCAGACGCUGUCUCUGAAGUUCGCCCCGGCAAGAACAAGUUAUUCCCCCGACGGUCGCGUGCUACUCGUAGUGGGUACCAACAACACCGUCUACAUCUUUGGCCUCCGGAAGAAUGACGACGGGAAGGAGGCAUGGGCUCCCUACUUUGAUGAAGGGAAGCAGCCCUCCAAUUUGUUUGGCUCAACAGCCAUCUUCAAUCACGCGGGAGACGGCAUCAUCUUGACGCACAACAAUCAACAUACCAUUCGCGUCUACGACUUCCCGGCCCUGAAGGCUUUAGAGAACGCUGCGGCGCAUGUUUCUGGCUGUAGCGCUGCAGCUUUGGAUCCAAGAGGGCAUUAUUUGGUCUCCGGCGGCAACGACUCCAUUGUGAACUUCUUCGAUACGUCCGAGUGGAUAUGCACAAGGACGAUUGCGUCCUGCGACCACUCGGUGACCUGCGUCAGCUUCUCAUUCGAUGGCGAGUUCAUCGCCAUUGCAAGUCAAGGGUCAUUCAUCGACAUUUGCGCAACAGAAACUGGCGCAUUGCUUCACCGUGUGCCAACCCUAGCACAUUCGCCAACCGUCUGCUGGCAUCCAUCUAAGUACCAAUUCGCGUUCUGCGGUCAGACAAAAACGCCGCCUAUGGCCGUCGUGAGCCUAUUUGGACUAGGGGUCUGA